UCCUAUAAUUGAGCUACAUAUAUUUAUAAUGAUAAAAGGCAAUUUUAUAGUAGUACAAGGUAAAAGCUAAGGCUAAUAAAGUUCUUCACUCAUCUUGAAACUUUGAGUAUUGACUAGAGAGUAAGUGAGUGAGACAGAGAUGAAAUUCUUGUUUCAGUGUCCUUGUUGUUCUUGUUUCUGCUUUGUGAAGCCGAAAAAAGGGGCACCAAAGGUGAAAGAAGCUAAAGAAACUAAACCGAAGGAGAAAGAAGCUAAACCAAAGGAGAAAGAGGCUAAGCCGGUGGAGAAAGAAGCCAAGGAUGAGAAGAAGACAGAGUGAAUAUCGGGCGCAAACCGAAGUUUUGCUUUCAUUUUGUCUGCAUUUUCUUGAAAUAUGAUUGGAAGUUGCAGUAUUUUCAAAGCUAAUGCAGUAAUUCGGUUUUAUAUAGUAAAAUAAGUGUCUUGAAUUUCUCAUUAUCGUAGCUGUCAAUGGAUUGUAUGUAUAAUUGACAUAUGAUCCACUUUCAUUUAGCAGGUUUUAUAUUAUAUGCCCUAUAUAUAAUAUCACUCUAUGUUUAUCCC
Molecule: messenger RNA, 561 nt
Organism: Erigeron canadensis
Lineage: Eukaryota; Viridiplantae; Streptophyta; Magnoliopsida; Asterales; Asteraceae
Exons: 1
Coding region: 140-319 (59 amino acids)
Source: RefSeq, a predicted model, not a curated record